AGAACUAUAUCGGCCAGUACUGUGAGGAGGACAGCCCGUGUAGGAACAGUUUCUGUAUGAACGACGGCAAAUGUAGCGUCUAUUACGUCAACGGCGAGGCCAAGGCUCAGUGCGCAUGCCCAGUCGGUUUUGUGGGUAAGAUCUGUGACCUUGUAGACCAACGAAGCGCCUGCUCAAGAAACCCGUGCCUCAACGGCGGCAAGUGUAUCAUCGGGAACACCCUGGACAAGUUCACGUGCAGGUGCAUUGUGGGAUACCGAGGUGAGCUGUGCGGCCAAGAGGACCACUGCGCCUCCCAGCCGUGCCGGAACGGUGGCACCUGUUUCCCAAACGACACGGGCUUCGUCUGCGCCUGCCUGGCCGGGUACCGGGGCGUGACGUGUAUGGAUGACGUGGACGAGUGCUCUGAGGAUCCCAGGAUCUGCAAGAACCGAGGAACCUGCCGAAACAAAUACGGCAGCUACGAAUGUGUGUGUGCCCAGGAGUACACGGGCCCACAUUGUGAGGAUGUUUACAUCCCCUGCACCCCAUCACCCUGUCAAAACAACGGAACCUGCAGGAAGACGGGGCCCUACAACUACGAGUGCACCUGUCCCACAGGAUUCAGGGGCCGUAACUGUGAAGUGAACAUUGACGACUGCCAGCAUAACCGCUGCAACAAUGGAUCAACGUGUGUCGACAAAAUCAACGGCUAUGAAUGUGUCUGCCCCAGUUCGUACACAGGGCGCUACUGUGACGAGGACAUCGACGAGUGCGCACUCAACCCGCGCAUGUGCCUGAACGGCGGCACCUGCAUGAACAGCCCGGGCACCUACAUGUGCGUGUGCGUCAACGGCUGGGCGGGGGUGCACUGCGGGCACAACGAGGACGAUUGCUACAACAACCCCUGCUACAAUGGCGGCACCUGCCACGACAGGGUCGGAUACUUCGAGUGUGAAUGUCCGCUGGGCAAGACCGGGCUUCGAUGUCACCUGGAGGACGCCUGUCAGAGCAACCCCUGCCACUCGGGCGCCAACUGUGAGACCUCGCCCAUCGACGGGGAGCCGAUCUGUGACUGCAAGAAGGGCUGGAGGGGGCUGGACUGCUCGCUUGACGUGGAUGAAUGCAAGGAGACCGAGGACAGCCCGUGUGAGCAUGGAGGGACCUGCAUCAACACGAACGGAUCCUUUCACUGCCAAUGCCCCAUGGGAUUUACAGGAAGCUUCUGCGAGAGGAACAUCAACGAGUGUAACAGCAACCCGUGCCAGAACGACGGGACCUGUUUGGAUGAAACUGGGAAAUACAGCUGUCUCUGUAUGCCAGGCUACACCGGCACCAACUGUGAGACAGAGGUAGACGAGUGCAACACAAAGACAGGCAACCCUUGCUUCAAUGGAGGAGUGUGUCAGGACCACAUCAACAGAUACAGUUGUACCUGUCCAGCAGGUUUUGAAGGACCACGUUGUGAGGUAGACAUCAAUGAAUGUGACAGCUCUCCUUGUCGUAAUGGUGGCACAUGUGUUGACAGCAUCAACAGCUACAAGUGUAUGUGCAAGAUAGGCUACAGUGGUAUCAACUGCACUGUAAACAAGAAUGACUGUGAAGGUGUCAACUGUCGCCAUGGUGACUGUGUUGAUGGCUUGGACACAUACACCUGUGUGUGUAAACCUGGCUACACAGGUGGCCUCUGUGAUGUGGCCAUCAAUGAGUGCGCAUCCAAUCCCUGCAAGUAUGGCGGCACCUGCAUGGACCUGGAAAAUGGAUACGAAUGCAGGUGUCUUUUGGGAACCUCAGGUCAUGACUGCAGCAUCAAUUUCGACGACUGUGCCUCAAAUCCCUGCAGAAACGGAGCCUCAUGCCAGGAUGGCAUUGAUAGUUUUAGUUGCCUCUGUAAGGCAGGAUUCACAGGUCCUAUAUGUAGUAUUGACAUUGACGACUGUAAAUCAAAUCCUUGUCAAAAUGGUGGUGUUUGCACAGACCUUGAAAAUGAUUUUAAAUGCACCUGCCCACCUGGAUAUAAGGACAAAAUCUGCGUCUCAACUACAAAUUCCUGUGAAUCUAAUCCUUGCACAAACGGAGGCCGAUGUAUCAAUGGCUUCAACAGGUUUGAUUGUGAGUGUCCCCAAGGCUACACUGGCAAUCGGUGCCAGAACCAGAUAAAUGAGUGCCUGUCAAACCCAUGUCAGCAUGAAGGCAUCUGCCAGGAUUUCCUCAACUAUUACACAUGCACAUGUAAAGAAGGCUUCACAGGCAAGAACUGUGAGACCAACAUCAACGAGUGUGCCAGCAACCCAUGCCAGAAUGGCUACUGCAUUGAUCUGGUCAAUGACUACCAGUGCCACUGCAAUGCCCCCUACUCUGGGAGAAACUGUGAGCUCAAGAUGGACCCAUGUAGCAGUAACCCAUGCCAGAACAAUGCCCAGUGUAUGCCCCAGAACAGCUUUCAGUCAUUGUAUAAGUGCAUAUGCCCCAAUGGAUAUACAGGAAACUUGUGUCAACAGGAUAUUGAUGAAUGUUCUCACUCCAACCCAUGCCGCAAUGGUGGAACUUGUGGCAACACUCUAGGCUCCUACAGCUGUUCCUGUGCGCCUGGCUAUGAGGGACGCCAGUGUGAAAUCAACCAUGAUGACUGUGAACCAAAUCCUUGCUUCAACGGAGGCACAUGUCUAGAUGGAGUGAAUACCUACACAUGUAACUGUGUCAGUGGUUUUGGUGGCAAGCACUGCCAGAAUGACAUUGAUGAGUGCGCCUCUAACCCAUGCGUCAACAAUGGCACAUGCAGAGAUUAUGUGGACUCUUAUACUUGCACCUGUAAGCCAGGUUUCAGUGGAGUCCACUGCCAAAUUAAUGACAAUGAUUGUACAAGAAGCUCAUGUUUGAAUCAGGGUACAUGCAUUGAUUUAGUCAGUGGCUACAAUUGUUUAUGUGCUCCUGGAUACACCGGCAGCAAUUGCCAGAACCACAUCAACCCUUGCGACUCCAACCCAUGUAUCAACGGGGCCUCGUGUUUUAACCAAGGGAGCAGCUACCACUGUGUUUGUCCUUAUGGGUUCACAGGUGCUAGGUGUGAGAGCUUCACUGACUGGUGCAGCCAAACGCCCUGUCAGAACAACGGUACCUGCAAUCAGUAUGCCAACAACUUCCAGUGUGAUUGCCGUGCAGGAUGGACGGGCAAGCUGUGUGACGUCCAGUUUGUCAACUGUGAGACCGCAGCCAAAAUUAAAGGUGUGAAGGUGUCAGAUCUCUGCCAAAAUGGUGGCACUUGCAGCAACACCUCCAACUCACACACCUGCACAUGCAGGAAGGGAUACGAGGGGUCCUACUGUGAGACUGACACCAACGAGUGUCUGUCAGCCCCAUGUCAGAACGGUGCCACAUGCACUGACCAGAUUGGCAAAUAUUCCUGCCAGUGCGAGAGAGGUUUCCAGGGCCAAAACUGUGAACUGAAUGUGGACGACUGCGCCAACCAGCCUUGUUCCAAUGGUGGCAUCUGUCAUGAUCUUAUCAACAACUUCCAAUGCUCCUGCCCACCAGGAACUGCAGGGUACCUGUGUGAAGUUAAUGACAAUGACUGUGUGAUAGGAUUAUGCCAUAACGGAGGGACAUGUGUUGAUAAGGUUGGUGGCUAUGAGUGUGUGUGUCCACCCGGAUUUGUGGGAAAUCGCUGUGAGGGAGAUGUCAAUGAAUGCCUGUCCAACCCGUGUGACCCGUAUGGGACCCAAGACUGCAUCCAACUCAACAACAGCUACAGGUGUGACUGCAAAGCAGGCUGGAUAGGUCGUACAUGCAACAUGAGAGUAAUGUGUGACAAAAGCCCUUGUGAAAAUGGAGGGAUUUGCAGGGAUUCCAACUUUGGGGCUAUUUGCACCUGCAAAGGGGGUUAUUCUGGAGAGUUCUGUCAAAUCAAGCCAUCAGACUGUGAUCCAAAUCCAUGCAAGAACAACGGCAAGUGUGCUGUUACAGCCUCUGGUUACACGUGCACUUGUCAGACUGGCACCAUGGGAGUCAACUGUGAGAAAGACAAUUAUGAUGCCUGCCAGGCUAAGCCUUGUAGAAACGGAGGCACUUGUCAGGAUAAUAUCGAUGGGUAUGAAUGUUAUUGCCCCCGAACAUGGAAUGGCCUCAAGUGUGAUAAGUAUGAUCAGAACUUCCCUGGUGGUGUUGGGACUACUGCCCCUCCCAUGGACACUUUAUCCAAAAUUUGUGUUGACAACAACUGCAAAGACAAGGCAAACAAUGGAGUUUGUGAUCUUGAAUGUAACACUUUUGACUGUGGUUACGACAACACUGAAUGCUCUUACGGCACUAAGCCAUUUGAAAACUGUACUCAGAAAACAGCAAGCGGCAGAUAUUGUUAUCAAGUGUUCAAGAAUGGUAACUGUGAUCCUGAAUGCGCUAACGAGCAGUGCUUGUAUGAUGGGUUUGACUGCAAGCCAAUUGCAGGAUGCCUGCAUGAGAAAUAUUGUAAGGAGAGGUACAAGAACAACAUCUGUGAUGAAGGCUGCAAUACUGAAGAAUGCAACUGGGAUGGUCUUGACUGUGACAAAGGUGUUGAGCAGCUUGUCCAUGGUACGUUGUACAUCAUUGUGCUCAUCAAACCUGAAGAGUUCUCUGAUAUCAAGCAGGACUUCCUACUCAAACUCAGCCUCCUCUUGCGUGCCAUGGUCAAAAUAAAAAAGAGCAGCUCAGGUGUGGAAAUGAUUUUUCCCUGGUCUGAAGAAAUGCCUGAAGUCCAAAAUCAAAGACGUAAAAGAUGGACAUCCUCUGUUCUGGACUUUAAUGGCUUCAGAAAUAAAAGAUCAGUAAUAACUGGCACAAAGAUAUUCCUGGAAAUAGACAACAGAGCUUGCACCAAGUUUGAAAACAUGGGAUGCUUCAACAGCACCGAGAUCAUUGCUCAGUUCAUAGCAGAGAAUGUACGAUGCUGCGUAGACAUGGGUGUAGCUAUUCAGCAGAUUGGCACUCAAACUGACCAACAAGUGGAUGGUAGCUCAAAUACAAACAUUAUAAUUGCCAUCGUUUUGGUUGCUGUUGGAGUCGCAGUUCUCGUCAUUAUCAUUUUUGGUGUGGUCAAAAGGAAGCGUAUAGUUCGUGGAACCACUUGGUUUCCUCAUGGGUUCCACACCACAGAUGUCAAGCCUGGACGCAACAGGAAAGGUCCAGAUGGGGAAGAGAUGCAUGAUAAACUUGAUAAAGAUAAAAUUGAUGCCAAUGACAACCACACCUCCCCACCCCCAAGCAUUGAGUACUGGACUGAUGAUAUUGAUGAUGAUCGACCACAGGUUAAGAGACCAAGGAUUGAAUAUGGAGUCACUUCAGACACACGUCAAUGGACAGUGAAACACCUGGAUGCUGCCAAUGUUUCUCGCUUUGCCCUGACCUUGACCCCACCUCAAGGAGAAGAACCUCCCCAACCAGAUGUCAAUGUCAGAGGCCCAGAUGGCUACACACCUCUCAUGUUGGCCUCUAUACGAGGUGGAGGACUAGGUGACGAUGAUGAAAGCAACUCCGGCUCAGUGUCCACUGAAGGUGGAGACAGCGACAACAACACCUCUGUUGAUGUCAUUUCCAGUCUUCUCCUCCAAGGGGCGGCUAUUAAUGCCCAAACAGACCGAACAGGUGAGACUUCACUUCACCUGGCAGCACGUUAUGCCAGAGCUGAUGCGGCUAAAGUCCUCCUGGAUGCUGGAGCUGACCCUAAUGCAGAAGACAACACAGGUAGAACACCCCUUCACACGGCGGUUGCUGCUGAUGCUCAAGGUGUUUUCCAGAUUCUACUAAGAAAUAGAUCGACCAAUUUAAAUGCUCGCAUGCAGUGCGGAACAACCCCUCUGAUCCUUGCUUGUAGAUUAGCCAUAGAAGACACAGUAGAGGAAUUAAUUGCAGCAGAUGCUGAUAUUGAGGCUGUGGACAAUCAAGGUCGUACUGCACUACACUGGGCAGCAGCUGUCAACAAUGUUGAUGCUGUCAUGAUUUUACUGAAGAAUAAUGCCAAUAGGGAUGUUCAGGAUGCCAAGGAGGAAACCCCACUAUUUCUGGCAUCAAGAGAGGGAGGGCAUGAGACCGUCAAAGUCCUGUUGGACCAUUUCGCCAACCGCGACAUGACAGACCACAUGGACAGGCUACCUCGAGACAUUGCCCUAGAGCGUCGUCACAUGGACAUCGUAGAGCUGCUGGACAACUACAAACUUGGCCCUAACGCCAUCAACCACAUGCAGGGGGGCAUGACCUCCCCCAACAACCACCCAGGUGGGGGCUACAUCCACCCAACCAAACAAACUAAAUCCAAAAGCAGGAAGAAAAACACAGCAGUCAAAUACCCCAACUCAAUCUCCCCGCCCAGCGGGGGAGUCGGGGUGCCCAUCACAAAUGGGAAAACCCCCAAGCCAAGGAAGAAAAAGGGUGAUGGGGAGAGCGCAGCAAAUAAAAAGAACCAGCAGCAGCAGCUUUCUUCAUCGUCAUCCCCAUCAUCAAUCCAAACACAGGCGAGGCAUCAGUCCAAUAGCGAAUCAUCCCCCAUGAGUACUAUCUCCCCCGCCAGUGUUUCAUUGGAGUCGCACCUCUCCCCCCCUGGGUACGAGACGUCUCCGUACGACCACUCCACCCUAGUGUUGCCUAGUGACAUUGGCAGGCAUGCUAUGGAUGACUUCCAGGCAAUGGCUGGCCACUACAACUCCCAGAAUCUACUAGACCAAGGCGUCUUGGACUCUCUAAUCAAUAACUGGAACCUGCCUCCAUACAAGCAGCAGAUGCCACAGCAACACAUGCAGCAAAACACCUGUGGCACUACCAUACAGAACGGGCAUCUAAGCUCGUCUGGCGGCGGCAACUCCCCCGGCCUACAAAACGGGGCCGUUGUUGGCAAGAAUGCUGAGGUCAUUGGGUCAGUCGGUCACUUACCGAGACCAACAGUCAAGUCUAGCAAGUCGUCUAAAAAUCUACCCAUGUCUCCGACGCACAUGCAGGCGAUGCAGCAGCAUGCCCAGCAGAGGGCCUCGCACGUGAGCCCCCACCACAGGGCGGACUACCCCACGUCAUUCCACCCAGAUGGGAUUAAACAGCAGCCUGCGCAACAGACUGUAUUCUCCACAGGUCUCCAGCAGCACAAGAUGGCCCACCAACAGCUACAGCAGCAGACGCUCCAGCAGGUCCCCCAGCAGACGGCAGGGUACGCUCUGACUUUUGAACAGUACCCCACCCCACCUUCCCACAACAGCCAGCACAUCACAGACUCCCCUCCACACCAGCACAAUCUAAGCUCAUUCCGACCGGACCAUCUUCUAACACCGUCACCAGACUCCCCUGGACACUGGUCAAGCUCAUCGCCCCACUCUGCUCAUUCGGACUGGUCUGAGGGCAUCACCAGCCCAGUAACGGGACAUUUCUAUGUUUAGUAGACCUGGAGAAUUGUUUCCAUCACACCUUUUAAGUGUUUCGUUUUUGUUUCAAGGUGUCAUGGAUUUGCCUGUGGUUGUAUUAACUGAACUAAAAGUGCUGCAUCUGAGGCUAACAAUUAUGACUGCAACAAAUCUGUGUUAGUGACACAAUGUGUAUAUUGAUAGUUUUCAUUCAUUGCGUUUCACAACUUGAAUUAAUACAAGCUAAAGAAGUAUUUACAGUGGUAUCUAUCAACACAAGGUAUACGUUAUUUUAUAUUCCUUCAUAUGUUAAAUACAUAAAGGUAAAAAAAAAAUGUUAAGUUAAAGCUUACUUCAUCAUUGAAAUGAUUUGUUUUUUCUUCUUUCAAUCAUAGAGGUAAU
Molecule: messenger RNA, 7739 nt
Organism: Physella acuta
Lineage: Eukaryota; Metazoa; Mollusca; Gastropoda; Physidae
Product: neurogenic locus Notch protein
Biological process (GO): regulation of developmental process; Notch signaling pathway; cell differentiation
Cellular component (GO): membrane
Molecular function (GO): calcium ion binding; protein binding
Source: RefSeq, a predicted model, not a curated record